ACAAAGAGCUAGCAGCGUUAGCUCCGUACUCUGCAUGCGGACAUAAAAAGCGUGAAGAGGGUGUUGUGUUCAUGUGUCGCAGGUAAAAUAUUCUGUUGAUAGCGAAGCAGCGAUGUCUUCACUUCAGUGUUUCAGAGAUUUAAUCACCGAACGACUAACUGUUGCUGCUGAAGAAAUAUUCAGACACGUCGAAAGAACCGUCGUAGAGUACGAGGAAGAGUUGGAUCGUCAGCGCAAACUGUUGGAGAUCUUUUGCAAACCUCGAGUAAAUUUACAGCGAAUAGAGCUUCCACAGCAGCAUGUCUGUAAAGAGGAGGAGGUUCUCACUGAGCAGCAGUUCUGGAACCAGGAGAGGAACUCCAGUCUGGACCAAGAGGAACCAGAGUCAGUACAGAUUAAAGAGGAGCAGGACACAUUAAUGUUGACUCCUGAAAAUGAAGUCCAUAUGAAGUGGGGCCCUGUAAUAAAGUUACAGAGUACAGAGCUUCCACAGCAGCAUGUCCCUAAAGAGGAGGAGGUUCUCACUGAGCAGCAGCUCUGGAACCAGGGGAGGAACUCCAGUCUGGACCAAGAGGAACCAGAGAUACUACAGAUUAAAGUGGAGCAGGAGGAAAUCUGCACCAGUCAUGAGGGAGAGCAGCUUGAAGUGAAGCAGGAGGCAGAUACAUUAUUGUUCACUCCUGUUAAAGAGGAAAGUGACCACAUGAAAUCAGAACCAGACAGUGACCACCAGCUCCCCUCUCACAGCUCUCCUGCAGCUCAGAGUCACGAUCAGACAGGAAGUCACCAUGUUGACUCUUCUAAUAGUCAUGCAGAGUCAAAGCCAUGCAGUACCAAAGUAGAAAACUGUGACACAUCAAAGAUAGAGUCUGAAACUUACACAGGUAAAAAGGCUUUUAAAUGUGACACUUGUGGAAAAAGGUUUGUUUCUAAGUCUCGACUGAUUGUACAUAUGAAAGUCCACACAGCAGAGAAACCCUUUUCUUGCACAACAUGUGGAGAGUGUUUUAUUUCGCGUAAGGACUUGAUAGUCCAUGAAAGAAUUCACUACGGUGAAAGGCCAUAUUCCUGUAAAACAUGUGGAAAGCGUUUUAUGCGAAGGAAUAAUUUGAUAAUCCAUGAAAGAAUUCACUCUGCUGAGAAUCCAUAUUUCUGUAGAACAUGUGGAAGGAGUUUUGGUCGAAGUUCGGAUUUGAUAAGACAUGAAAGAAUCCACACAGAUGAGAGGUCACAUUCCUGUAAAAUAUGUGGAAAGUGUUUUGGUCAAAGGUCGGCUGUGAUAGUCCAUGAAAGAAUUCACUCUGGUGAAAAGCCUUAUUCCUGUAGAACAUGUGGAAAGUGUUUUUCACGAAGGCCUAAUUUGACAGUCCAUGAAAGAAUUCACUCUGGUGAGAGGCCAUAUUCCUGUAAAACGUGUGGAAAGAGUUUUAUGCGAAGGCCUGAUUUGGUAAUCCAUGAAAGAAUUCACUCUGGUGAGAAGCCCUAUUCCUGUAAAACAUGUGGAAAGGGUUUUAAUCAAAGGCGGAGUUUCGUAGAACAUGAAAUAACUCACACUGGUGAGAAGCCCUAUUCCUGUAAAACAUGUGGAAAGCGUUUUAUGCGAAGGACUGAUUUGGUAACCCAUGAAAGAAUUCACUCUGGUGAGAAACCCUAUUCCUGUAAAACAUGUGGAAAGCGUUUUAAUCAAAAGCGGAGUUUGGUAGAACAUGAAAUGUCUCACACUGGUGAGAAGCCCUAUUCCUGUAAAACAUGUGGAAAGUGUUAUAGUCGAAAGAUGCGUUUGACAGUCCAUGAAAGAACUCACUCAGGCAAGAAGCCAUAAACCUGUACAACGUGUGGAAAGUGUUUCAGUCAAAGUUUGUCUUUGGUAGAACAUAAAAAAACCUCAUGUAGGUGAGAAGCCAUGUUUCUGUAGAAUGUGCUUUAUUUGAAAGGAGAAUUUGCCAAUCCAUAUAAAACCACACAGUAGUGAAGCCUUUCUCCUGUGAAACAUGUGGAAAGGAUUCUUGAUAUAAGUUCAGUUUGAUAGAACAUGAAAGAAUUCAUGCAGUUCAUCCAUCUUAAGUCUUUUACAUUCCAGCAUCAUUAUCUCCCCCUUGACCUCUUUUCUGUGAAAAUAAUUUACACUUCCAUGAUUACCCAGUUGGCACCCAGGUUAAUUUUUCCAGUAAACCCUACUCUACCCUCCCGCCCUGUUCCCUCUCCAAUUUCCCAGUGCCCAUAUAAUCAACAAAACCCCCUCUGUGAAAUAAGAUUUUUUGGGCUUUUUAUGGCCUUUAGGAAGGUUUUACAAAUG
Messenger RNA from Solea senegalensis (Senegalese sole), 2296 nucleotides. Its product is annotated as zinc finger protein 660-like. The record is from RefSeq and is a predicted model, not a curated record. Gene Ontology annotation, biological process: regulation of transcription by RNA polymerase II. Gene Ontology annotation, cellular component: nucleus. Gene Ontology annotation, molecular function: DNA-binding transcription factor activity, RNA polymerase II-specific; RNA polymerase II transcription regulatory region sequence-specific DNA binding. NCBI's taxonomy places the organism in Eukaryota, Metazoa, Chordata, Actinopteri, Pleuronectiformes, Soleidae. The coding region runs from base 113 to 1822 and encodes 569 amino acids. The transcript is spliced from 3 exons.